Molecule: messenger RNA, 1809 nt
Organism: Aspergillus oryzae RIB40
Lineage: Eukaryota; Fungi; Ascomycota; Eurotiomycetes; Eurotiales; Aspergillaceae
Exons: 5
Coding region: 1-1809 (602 amino acids)
Source: RefSeq, a predicted model, not a curated record
AUGCACUUAACGGCAGCGCUUACCCUUUUCUUGGCUGCCGCCCAGGCAAGCCCUCCCAUCCAGCAGGUCAUCGGUACCAGUGGUCGAUCUCUGCACCGAUGGUCACUUGAUGAUAUCGUUACCUCUUACUUUGGAGAUGCCUCCAAGUGCUGUCCUAAGGGGACCCAGUUCGACGGCGAGAGAUGUGUUCUCGACGGUCCUAAGUGCGACAAUGGCAAGCUCGUGGAUGGAAAGUGUGUAACCGACCCCAUUUGCCCUGUGGGCCAAUGGAAUGUGGAAAUGUUUGUAUCUAUGAGUCCGGUCCUACAUGUAGGGAUGGCUCAAAACCCGACGGCGAUGUCUGUGUCUCCAAGGGGGCCCCUAAGUGUGACAACCCCGGCGACGAGUUCAAGGGAGGAGUUUGUGUUAGUACCAAGAAACCAGUCUGCAAGGAUGGAUCGCAGCCCAGUGGCGGAAUGUGUGUCAGCGAGAAGCCUCCAAUGUGUGGUGGCGAUGCGGAAUGGGCCCCUGAGCUCAAAAAGUGCGUUUCUGGAACGCCUCCUAUCUGCAAGUCGGGCAAGUUCGACAACGGCUUUUGUGUUUCUGAUUCUGACCCGGAAUGUAUCGACGAUGAGAAUAAGUACAACCCGAAGACCGGCUUCUACGGAAAAUGCGUUGGCGAAGUUAAGCCGGAUUGCACGGAUAGAUACACUUACAGCUACGAUUUGGCGUCUCAGACUGCUUGCUAUUCCAUCCCCGGGCCGGACGGGUGCCCCUCCGACACCACCCAGGGCAAGGACCGCUGUACGAAGCCAUCUGGUGGUCUUGCCCAUUGCCCGCCUGAAUUUAGAGAGAGCAAUGGCCAAUGCAUUGGCAGAGGUCCCUUCUGCCCCCCCAUGCUCAACUAUGAACCCAGUCUCAAUGCCUGCGUCGAGGACGAGAAUCCCGAAUGUUUGGAGCCUGGCAGCAAGCUCGAGAACGGCAGGUGUAUUUUGGAGCUCACCCCUGAAUGCCCUAAGGGCUCCCGCCAGGAAGGUAACUAUUGUGUUACGAUCACCAAACCCUACUGUGAGGGCGAAGACGAAGGAAAAACCCACUUUGACGGAACCCAGUGUGUUUCCAACGAGACUCCUGAGUGUGAGGAUCCGAGCGCCCAAUAUGACGGCGAGGAGUGCCUUACUGGCCGUAAGCCGGUCUGCGACGAGGCCAAUGGAUUCUUCCUCCAAGGUGGCCGCUGCGUGUCGACAAAGACCCCCGAGUGUCCUGACGGUGGUAAGCUCAAUGCUCAGGGCGAGUGUGUUUCCAAGAGAAAGCCUAAGUGCAAGGCCGGCGACCUCAUUGGCAAGGACUGUGUGGUUGGUUCUGUCAAAUGUCCCAAGGGAACCUGGGAUGGCAAGAACUGUGUCGUCAAUGAAGAUCCCAGGUGCCCUCCCAACCAUAAAUGGAUUCCCAGCAAAAGCAAGUGUGUCUCUUUCGAAAAGACUCAAUGCGGAAAGGGCUAUUACCCGAAGAACGGAGAAUGUGUCUCCAAGCACGACAAGGUUCGUUGCGACGAUGGCGCAGAGUGGGACCCCAAGACUCAGACUUGUCUUGGAACCAAGCCCGAGUGUGAAGACGGUAGUGUCCCUGAGGGAGGCGAGUGUGUCUCUCAGGAGAUUCCCAGGUGCCCAGAUCCCGAGCGAUUCGAAUUCAACGGCAAGAAAUGUGUACUCAAGAAGGGCCCUGAUUGUGCUCCGGGUUUCAGACUGCUCAAGGGCGAGUGUGUUUCGGAGAUUGGCCCUGUCUGUGGCUACGGCCAGGUUGCAAAGGAUGGCCGCUCCUUUGCUGUAA